AUGGACCUAGGCACUGCUACAAUUGCUGGCGCCGCCGUCGCUGCUGCCGCAUACAUCGAUGGUAAAUUCCAGGUUCGCAAAGACCUGCGGGAUCUCUGGAAUGUCAAGAGAGCUCAACUCGAGUGGAAUCGAGCAGUCAAGAAAGGAGAAGCCUCGCUUUGGACUCAGUUCGAGCAUCAAGUAGAACGUCUGCCUUCUUCCACAAGAUGUAUCUGGUCCAAAACUGGAUGUUACACCUGGUCCGAAACACACGCUCAAGCCUGCCGCUAUGCCGAGUUCUUGUUGACCAAAGGAGUUCGCCCUAGUGAACCUGUUGCCAUAUAUCUUCAGAAUUCGCCAGAGUUCAUGUUCACCGAGCUUGCCACUUGGGCUCUUGGUACUGCCCCAGCAAUGAUCAACUAUAAUCUUACAGGCGACUCGCUGCUGCAUUGCCUCAAAAUAAGCAACAGCAAGGUCCUUGUGGUAGACGAGGACGCUGGGUGUCGACAGAGAGUUGAGGAGUGCCGCGAUAGAAUUGAAUCAGAACUAGGCGUACAGAUUGUCAUCCUUGAACCAUCGACCAAGGCAUUGAUCGGUGCUAUCAGGCCCAAGCGACCAGACCCUCGAUACAGAGAGCAUGUAAAUGGGGAAACACCCUUCCUUGGCAUUUACACUUCUGGUACUACUGGACUCCCAAAGGCUAGUUCUUUUCACCUCGAAAGGCUUUGGUUCCUAAGCAACUACCGCAGACGCCUCACAUACCAAAGCUCGGGGCCUGACGGAGAUGUGUUCUAUGAUUGCAUGCCCUUGUACCACGGCACCGGGGCUACGAUCGCUGCUGGUUGUAUGGCUUCUGGUAUGACACUGGCCAUUGGACGCAAGUUCUCAACUUCCGGAUUCUGGGAUGAGAUUAGAGAAUCUGGCGCCACUGCUUUCGUAUACGUAGGUGAGACUGCUCGCUAUCUGCUCUCCGCACCACCUUCGCCUAGAGACAAAGAUCACAAAGUCCGUCUAAUGCAUGGCAACGGUAUGAGACCGGACGUUUGGAGAAAGUUCCAAGAAAGGUUUGGUGUGGCGGAUGUUAUGGAGUUCUUCAACAGCACUGAAGGUGUCUUCACUCUGACCAACUUCAGCCGAAACGACCAUUUUGCAGAUGCAGUUGGACACCAUGGAGCAGUAUUCCGAGCUAUGUUCAAAAACACCUACGUCCCAGUGAAGUUGGACUACGAAACAGGUGAAAUUUGGAGACAUCCGAAAACUGGGUUCGCCCAGCGCCAACCAUACGAGGAAGGUGGAGAGAUGCUGGUCAAGGUUCCUGACGAAAAUGUGUUCAAAGGCUACUGGCAUGCACCCGAAGCCACUGCGAAGAAAUAUGCUAGGGAUGUCUUCGAGAAGGGAGAUCUAUACUACAGAUCUGGCGACGCUCUGCGAAGAUCAUCGGAUGGCAAAUGGUUCUUCAUGGAUCGUCUCGGAGACACUUUCCGCUGGAAGGGCGAGAAUUGCAGCACGGCUGAGGUCGCUGAGUGUCUGGGCAGGUUUCCGUCCGUCAAGGAAGCUAAUGUCUAUGGCGUUGAACUCCCAGGCCAUGACGGCAGAGCAUGCUGUGCUGCAGUUUACAUCGAGCCAGCCGAUCGUGCUUCCUUUAAUUUGAAGGCUUUCCUCUCCCAUUCACGAAAGCUGCUUCCCAGAUAUGCCGUACCAUUGUUCCUGCGGUUCGUACAGGACGACCAAGCGCAUACUAUGCACAACAACAAGCAGAACAAAACCCAACUGAGGAGAGAGGGUGUAGAUCCCGAGAAGGUUUUUCAGGGAACAGCUGGCUCGAAGGACACACUCUACUGGCUACCACCAAAAGGCAAUACCUAUGAGCCGUUUGGUGAAGGGGAGUGGCGUAGUAUAGUGGCCGGCAAGGCAAAGCUGUGA
This is a messenger RNA of Aureobasidium melanogenum CBS 110374, 1902 nucleotides long. RefSeq names its product acetyl-CoA synthetase-like protein. The record is from RefSeq and is a predicted model, not a curated record. Lineage: Eukaryota; Fungi; Ascomycota; Dothideomycetes; Dothideales; Saccotheciaceae. The transcript has 4 exons. Gene Ontology annotation, molecular function: long-chain fatty acid-CoA ligase activity; long-chain fatty acid transmembrane transporter activity. Bases 1 to 1902 code for a protein of 633 amino acids.